AUGGCUCUCGCUCCCGGUCGUCGACUCGCAUACUCGCGCCCUCUCUCCACCUUUUCUCCCCCCAUCUCCUCCUCCUCCUCCUCUUCCUCCGCACUCCUCCGCUCGUCCAGCACAGCCGGUGCAGCAGCGGCGCAUGGGGGCAGGGGGGAGAGAGGCGGAGCGGGUGCGGGGGGCGUGGGAGGCGCAGGGGGCGAGGGGGAGGGGGAGGACAGGGAGGGGGAGGGGGCGGGGUAUGUGACGGUGGUGCGGUAUCCAGAGGACUGCCCGGGGGGAGUGGCCACUGCACUCUUCAACUGGCGCACAGGGGGAAUUGAGGUGCAACCGCACGAGCGGCUGGAUGUGGUGGCGCUGAUGGCGGUGGCAGUGGCACAGUCAUGGCACGACCUGCACCUCGCUGCCACCACGGCCGGCACUGCCAGCGCUGCCAGUGCGGCCAAGAAGAAGAGCCCUGGCAGCACGUCGGCUAAGCCCGCCCCUGUUAAGAUCAUUCCGUCGAAGCUGCCGCGCCGUGCUGCCUCUGUGGGCAAGGAUGACCGAUGGGGUACGUGUGGGAGGAUGGUGAUGGUGCUUUUGGAGAGGGAAUGCGCAUGA
Closterium sp. Naga37s-1 is the source of this 591-nucleotide messenger RNA. The record is from the annotation of a GenBank genome assembly. Lineage: Eukaryota; Viridiplantae; Streptophyta; Zygnematophyceae; Desmidiales; Closteriaceae.